Messenger RNA from Monoraphidium neglectum, 858 nucleotides. RefSeq lists its product as hypothetical. The record is from RefSeq and is a predicted model, not a curated record. NCBI's taxonomy places the organism in Eukaryota, Viridiplantae, Chlorophyta, Chlorophyceae, Sphaeropleales, Selenastraceae. Gene Ontology annotation, cellular component: cytosol; nucleus. The transcript is spliced from 6 exons. Gene Ontology annotation, molecular function: proteasome binding; peptidase activator activity. Bases 1 to 858 code for a protein of 285 amino acids. Gene Ontology annotation, biological process: proteasomal ubiquitin-independent protein catabolic process.
AUGCCCCUCAUCUCCGUCGCGUGCCUGGCUGACUCGGCCCUCCGGGCCCCGGGGCCCCAACCUGUACCCCCUUACAUCACCCAGGCGGCGCUGACCACCGUGGUCGCGACCCACCAGCUGCCGGCCGCCAUCAACACCCUGGCCAUAUGCGUGCGGCCCCUGCUGCUGUCGGGCUGGGGCACGUCGGACGAGCCCGCGCCGCAGAUUGUGGCUGAGGCUAUGAUGGCGGUUCUGCCAGGCAUUGACGCCAACGACGAGGCCAAGACGGCCGCCGUCUUCCAGUUCUACACCAGCGUGCUGGCCAGCCUGCCCGCGCUCAGGGGGGCGGACAGCGAAGACGACGACGGCGCCGACGGCUCUGGGGGUGCUGCGCCCAGGCUGCCCCUGUACCUUGAAGACUGGUUGGACCAGGUCCUGGAGCGUGUGCUGUUGCUGCUAGGAAAUCUGGACACCGGCCCCGGGGCAGACCGCGCGGACGCUCUUCACGGCAAGGCCGACCUCCUGCCCAAGAGCACGACCGCGCUCACAAAGGCGCGUGCCGCACGCUGCGGAAGCGACACCAUGUUCUCGACGUUCUUCACGCACCUGAUGCAGCGCCUGCCGCGCCAGCUGGCGCGCCGCGCGGUCCGGCAGCUCGGCGCCUUUGCCCUCGGCCCGCCGCUGCCCAGCGUGGCGCUGGAGGCGGCGGGGAUGUACCGUGCGGCGGCAGCGGUCGACCCUGAGGGGGUGGUGGAGGCGGUGGUGCGGCCGCUGGCCAGGAGGGUGGCUGGGGAGAUCCCUGAGAAGGCGCCGCUGCUGCCAGAGCUGCUGCCGCUCAUCGACGCCGGGCUGGCCGCCCCCUCGCGUGUUGGCCAGUGA